AUGCCCUCCAACUUUCUGCGUCAGGCAUCACCAUUCACAACCUCACUUCCGCUGUUCCCAUUCAUCAAUCCUCCCCAGGAAACAUUGGAUAUGUCCAUAUCACCCUGGAGUACUUCCUGGUGUGAAAGUAUACCCAUAGGGACUUCACAUACCAAAUUCGAAUUUCUAUCCAAAUUUACGACCACCUUUGGAAUCGCCAAUUCUUUCAGCUGUGGAAGUCUCCGUCAGCGGCGUCAAGUCGCAGCCAUAGAAGGUCUUGAUGCCGAGGGUACCUCUGAUACUGACGAUGUGCUACAAGGCAAUUGGAGCUGGGAAUUUUCAUUAAGAGCCGAUUUGCCGCAUUUUCCAACGGAGCCAAAGUCAUCACUUUCCGGGCUACAUGAAUGGGCAAGGGAUCCGCUUGUCUUCAAAACACAGGAAAUCGUUGAUGGACUCAAGGAGACUAUCCAACAAAAAUCGAGAAAGAGUCCUAUAACCAUUACAUGGUCGAAGUUGAUUGAAACCACUUGUCUCCAAUCUUUCAAUCCGGCCAAUCUUCGCAAAUUCCUUCGCAUUUUCUGGUGUUUAUGGUAUCCUAACUGUCCAAUCAUUCAUAAGCCUUCAUUUGAUCCAAAAGACGCAUCUGCUUGUCUCCUGGUAUCUAUGGCAAUCAUUGGAAGUUGUCUCUCUCCAGAUGAGCGAGAUAAUGAAAUGGCAAAAGGGUGGUUCGAUGCAGUCGAGGAAAUGGUUUUCGAUGAUGAUUGGCUUGACGAAGAUUUAGGGGUAGCGACACCUUUUCAAGACGUCACAGCUGAAUCGCAGCGUUUGCAAUCCCUUCAGGCAGCCUAUUUCGUGUGUCUUUAUCAAAAUUGGGAAGGUUCAGAUUCCAGCAAAGCCCGGAUCAGGCGUCAUCGCUAUAAUACCUUGAUUGCGGUUGCCCGAAGCCUUCAACGGACUUCUGCCACUCACCAAGACUUCUCACUCUUAAAUGAUGAAAGUAUGUUCGAAUGGGCGAGAUUUAUUGGAAUGGAAACCAAGAUUCGGUUCGUCAUUCGUGCCUGCUUCUCAUGGUAA
This is a messenger RNA of Penicillium canescens, 1053 nucleotides long. RefSeq lists its product as uncharacterized. Gene Ontology annotation, cellular component: chromatin. The record is from RefSeq and is a predicted model, not a curated record. Gene Ontology annotation, molecular function: DNA-binding transcription factor activity, RNA polymerase II-specific; RNA polymerase II cis-regulatory region sequence-specific DNA binding; zinc ion binding. The transcript has 2 exons. Lineage: Eukaryota; Fungi; Ascomycota; Eurotiomycetes; Eurotiales; Aspergillaceae. Gene Ontology annotation, biological process: DNA-templated transcription; regulation of transcription by RNA polymerase II. The coding region runs from base 1 to 1053 and encodes 350 amino acids.